CUCCUCCAUCUCAACCCUAAAUUUUUGUUAUUAUUGUAUUUCACCUGUGUAUGUGUCGUAAAGGCCAAUUUCUAUGGUCAUUCUAUUGUUUGUGGAUUUUUGUUUUUUGUGUUUGAUUAUAUGAACGAAUUUGUGAUUAGUAACAAUUUUCUUUUAGAAAGAAGCUGCGAGAAAGGAUAUGGGUUCUACAUUUUUUGAUGCAAACUUGUAUCCACAAGGUUCUACGGGUGGUGUUCCAGAGCCCCUUCACCCUAAACCUGGUAUGUUAAAGUAUUUGAUAAGAUAUAGAUGCUUGAACCACUCAGUUUAACUGCUUUUCAUUUGUAUUAGGACUUUGUUCGGCUUCCUUGGAAAAACCAGUCUAGCCAGAACAUUCAAUGCCUGCUAGUGUUUCUAUUCAAUCUGCUAACAGUGGCUUAACUUAUCCGGUGGGAAAGAAAUUGAGAAAGGUAGAAGGUUUGUACUUCGUGCCCCAGUAUAAGACGGAGAGUGAGAAUGAUGAUGAGGAUGACAAAGCGUUGGUGGUAUCCAGCACUGGAAAACACUUCACUUGUGAUGACCUUUAUCUAAGUGACAGUGAUGAUUCCUAUGUUGACCUUGAUUUUGAAGUGCAACCUUAUCUGAUGAAUAAAGUUGGGGAGGUAGAAGGUGCCUUGAUUGAGUUGGCACACGAACAUCAUUUAAGGGUUACCGAUGAAGUCAGGAAUAAGAUAUCAGCUUUGAAGACAGCUCUACUGAAUGAAAGUCAGAACUCUCUUUCUUCCCUUCUUCGAGUUGAGAAAUACAAAGAAACCAGGCAGGAGUUGGAUAAAAAGUUUGACACUCAAUAUCAACGCCAAAGCUCCUCUAGAAUUGUCUACAUUCUUAAUAUGCUUUAUAAGAGGUCAAAUAAUGGGUUAUUUAGUAUGACGGUGCUUUAG
Molecule: messenger RNA, 920 nt
Organism: Vicia villosa (hairy vetch)
Lineage: Eukaryota; Viridiplantae; Streptophyta; Magnoliopsida; Fabales; Fabaceae
Product: mRNA export factor GLE1-like
Exons: 5
Coding region: 378-920 (180 amino acids)
Biological process (GO): poly(A)+ mRNA export from nucleus; regulation of translational termination; regulation of translational initiation
Cellular component (GO): cytoplasm; nuclear pore cytoplasmic filaments; nuclear pore
Molecular function (GO): inositol hexakisphosphate binding; phospholipid binding; translation initiation factor binding
Source: RefSeq, a predicted model, not a curated record